Molecule: messenger RNA, 5333 nt
Organism: Trichechus manatus latirostris (Florida manatee)
Lineage: Eukaryota; Metazoa; Chordata; Mammalia; Sirenia; Trichechidae
Gene: ITGB3
Product: integrin subunit beta 3
Exons: 15
Coding region: 119-2347 (742 amino acids)
Biological process (GO): integrin-mediated signaling pathway; cell adhesion mediated by integrin; cell-matrix adhesion
Cellular component (GO): cell surface; integrin complex; focal adhesion
Molecular function (GO): fibronectin binding; fibrinogen binding; integrin binding
Source: RefSeq, a predicted model, not a curated record
GCCGCUCUGGGCAGCUCUGCUGGCGCUGGGGGCGCUGGCGGGCGUCGGCGUCGGAGGGCCCAAUAUCUGUAUCACCCGAGGUGUGAGCUCCUGCCAGCAGUGUUUGGCUGUGAGUCCCAUGUGUGCCUGGUGCUCAGAUGAGAAUCUGCCUGUGGGUACGCCUCGCUGUAACUUGAAGGAGAACUUGCUGAAGGACAACUGUGCCCCAGAGUCUAUCGAGUUUCCGAUCAGUGAGGCCCGUAUACUAGAGGAUAGACCCCUCAGUGACAAGGGCUCUGGAGACAGCUCCCAGGUUACUCAAGUCAGUCCCCAGAGGAUUGCACUCCGGCUACGACCAGAUGAUUCGAAGAAUUUCUCCAUCCAAGUGCGGCAGGUGGAGGAUUACCCUGUGGACAUCUACUACUUGAUGGACCUGUCCUACUCCAUGAAGGAUGAUCUACAGAGCAUCCAGAGCCUGGGUACCAACCUGGCCUCCCAGAUGCGCAAGCUCACCAGCAACCUGCGUAUUGGCUUCGGGGCCUUUGUGGACAAGCCUAUGUCACCAUACAUGUACAUCUCUCCACCAGAGGCCCUCAAAAACCCUUGCCAUUAUAUGAAGACCACCUGCUUGCCCAUGUUUGGGUACAAACAUGUGCUCACCCUAACUGACCAGGUGACCCGCUUCAAUGAGGAGGUGAAGAAGCAGAAUGUGUCACGAAACCGAGAUGCCCCAGAGGGUGGCUUUGAUGCCAUCAUGCAGGCUACAGUCUGUGAUGAAAAGAUUGGUUGGAGAAAUGAUGCAUCUCACUUGCUGGUGUUUACCACUGAUGCCAAAACUCAUAUAGCAUUGGAUGGAAGGCUGGCAGGAAUUGUCCAGCCCAAUGAUGGGCAGUGCCACAUUGGCAGUGACAACCUUUACUCUGCUUCCACUACCCUGGAUUAUCCCUCUCUGGGGCUAAUGACCGAGAAGCUGUCGCAAAAGAACAUCAAUUUGAUCUUUGCAGUGACUGAAGGUUUAGUCAGUCUCUACCAGAAUUACAGUGAGCUCAUCCCAGGGACCACAGUGGGGGUUCUUUCCACAGAUUCCAGCAAUGUCCUCCAGCUCAUUGUUGACGCCUACGGGAAAAUCCGCUCUAAAGUAGAGCUGGAAGUGCGUGACCUCCCUGAGGAGUUGUCUCUAUCCUUCAACGCCACAUGCCUCAACAACGAGGUCAUCCCGGGCCUCAAGUCUUGCGUUGGACUCAAGAUUGGAGACACGGUGAGCUUCAGCAUUGAGGCCAAGGUACGUGGCUGCCCUCAGGAGAAGGAGAAGUCCUUCACCAUCAAGCCCGUGGGCUUCAAAGACAGCCUCACCAUCCAGGUCACCUUUGACUGUGACUGUGCCUGCCAGGCCCGGGCUGAGCUUUACAGCCCCCGCUGCAACAAUGGCAAUGGGACCUUCGAAUGUGGGGUGUGCCUCUGCGGGCCUGGCUGGCUGGGGCCCCAGUGCGAGUGCUCAGAGGAGAGCUACCACCCCUCCCAGCAGGAUGAGUGCAGCCCCCGGGAGGGCCACCCUGUCUGCAGCCAGCGGGGCGAGUGCCUGUGCGGCCAGUGUGUCUGCCACAACAGUGACUUUGGCAAGAUCACGGGCAAGUACUGCGAGUGCGAUGACUUCUCCUGUGUCCGCUACAAGGGGGAGAUGUGUUCGGGUCAUGGCCAGUGUAGCUGUGGGGACUGCCUCUGUGACUCUGACUGGACCGGCUACUACUGCAACUGUACCACACACACUGACACCUGCAUGUCCAGCAACGGGCUGCUGUGCAGUGGCCGGGGCAAGUGCGAAUGUGGCAGCUGCGUCUGCACCCAGCCCGGCUCCUACGGGGACACCUGUGAGAAGUGUCCCACCUGCCCUGAUGCCUGCACCUUUAAGAAGGGGUGUGUGGAGUGUAAGAAGUUUGACCGGGGAGAGCUGCACGAGGAAAACACCUGCAACCGUUACUGCCGUGAUGAGAUUGAGCUUGUGAAGGAGCUAAAGGACACUGGCAAGGAUGCAGUGAAUUGUACCUACAAGAAUGAGGAUGACUGCGUGGUCAGAUUCCAGUAUUAUGAAGACUCCAGUGGAAAGUCCAUCCUCUAUGUGGUGGAAGAACCAGACUGUCCCAAGGGCCCCGACAUCCUGGUGGUCCUGCUCUCGGUGAUGGGAGCCAUUCUGCUCAUCGGCCUUGCUGCUCUGCUCAUCUGGAAACUCCUCAUCACCAUCCAUGACCGGAAGGAGUUUGCUAAAUUUGAGGAAGAGCGAGCCAGAGCAAAAUGGGACACGGCCAACAACCCACUGUAUAAAGAGGCCACAUCCACCUUCACCAAUAUCACCUACCAGGGCACUUCAUAACAAGCAGUCGUCCUCAGAUCAUUAUCAGACUAUCCCAGGAUUGUGGGAGUCUCUCCCAUCGUGUUUACAGUGGAGAGUAUCUACGGGGUGGGAUUUGGGGCUUAAAGUGGGGUGGAUUGGGAGAAUGUCUGUAUGUGGAGGUGUGGAUCUCUGUGUAUAUGUGUGUAUGACUGUGUUGCGUGUGGGAGCAUGUGUAAUUUAAAACUUGUGAUGUAUCCCGGAUAAGGGGAACUCCUCAGCCUUUGUCCUCAGAAUGCCUCCUACAGGGAUUCUUCCUGCUUAGCUUGAGGGUGACCUGUAUGGCUGAGCAGGUAUUCUUCAUUACCUCAGUGAGAAACCAGCUUUCCUUAUUGGGCCAUUCUCCCUGAAGAGAAGGGCUAGGCUGAGGCCCCUUAUUCCAGAGGAAGGAAUGCCAAGCCUCAGCUCUACCCUGAUGAUGAGUUUAUGGUUCUUGGGACUGCCCCUCAGCAGCUAUGGUGGGAACUGCUGGGCUUUGCACCCGGUUGUGUCGUCUACCCCUAUCUCCUUCCCUUCCCUCAAGUCGAAGGAAUCAGUAGAGAGCUGAACCAUGAGAGCUGCCUGUGCCUUUUGCCAUCACCUCCAUUCAGCCUAUAAGGGGAGUCCUUGCUACCUAAUUCUGUGACUUAUUGGGAGUGAGAAUGGCAGGGUCACCAAGAGGUCAUGCAUAACCAGCAUCCCCCAGUUCACAAUCACAACCCUUCAGGUUUGCCUCAUUGAGGGCUCCUGGAGGUUCAUUUAGAAAUGUGUCACUCUUAGACCAGCACCAUCGCCUUACUUCCUACUUCCACACUCUCGCUGCUGUAGACAUUUGCUACGUACUGAGGAUUUCUCUCUUGACCGAGGGAAGUGCUAUGGUUAGUGCCAGAUGUCUGGCCCUGACCCUUCAGGCCUUCUUCCGUUUGUCCAGGGCACCACCACACACCCACCCCUGUGCCUCUGUGUACUACAUCUAUCCAUGGGGCUGAUUGCAUUUAUCUACCUCUUGGGUGUCUUGUGAAGGAACCAUUCUUGUGGGUCUCUGAGCCUGCCAGACAAAAGUGCCAGGGUGGAAUGAUGGGCCAGUUGUGUCAGCAUGUGUGGCGUAUUCUAGGGCUGGGCAAUGUCAUUUUAACUCAGUCUUUAAUUUGAGAGGCCACAAGUGCCAUUUUAUUUUAUUUUUCUCUUGGGGCACCUGAAACCACAAUGAGCCUUGUUUAAUAUAAAAGGACAUGUGUAUAAGUACACUUGUUUAUAAAUACAAUUAUAGUUGUAAUUUUAUUUGAUAACAAGGAAGGGAACCAUAAAAAACUACAGACUUGGGCCGGAUACAGACACUCCUACCUGGCAUCAUUCCGAGCGAGCUGCUGCCCAGCCAGUGGGUCUGUAAGGGCUGUUUCUGAAAGCCUGUGGGGAUGGACAUAUGGAUGUGCUGGACCUUUCCUGAGGAGGAGGGAAAUAGGUUGUUCUUUUUACUCCUAGCGAUAGGUGCCCCUCACCCCCAGGAAAAAGUAAAAGACCUAUAAACAGUGAUCUGAGAAUCAGAAGAUCUGAGUCCUGAUCUCAGUAUUGCAGUUAAGGAGUCUUUAAUAUUCAUUUAAUUAAUUUAACAUUAAGAAAACCUGCGCUCGGUUUUCUAGUUUGAAAAAUCAGCUUGGACUAGCUGACCUUGAAAGGUUUCUUUCAGUAUCAGGAUUGUGAGAUUCAGAAGGAGCCCUGGUGGAGCAAUGGUUAAGCGCUCAGCUGCUAACCACACGGUUGGCAGUUCAAACUCAGCCAGCAGCUCUGAAGGAGAAAGACCUGGCAUUCUUCUCCUCUAUAAGAUAGCCUAGAAAACCCCAUGGGGAAGUUCUAUUCUGUCCUAUAGGGUUGCUAUGAGUUGGAACAGAUUCAAAGGCACCCAUCAACAAUAACAGUAUUCUAAGAUUCUAGAACUUAACCGUGACAUCAAACAUACAGUCUCAAGAUUCUGUAGGAUGUUGAUACUGUUUUUUUUUUUCCAGUUGGGAGGUCUCAGAGAUUGGCUUUGGCAAGAGCAGAUGUCAUUCUAUAUCACCUUUCUCUAUGAAAAAGCCUUAUUCUUUCAUCUUUUAGAACCCCUCCUCCAUCUUCUGUUACCAGUUAAUCUCCUGACGUAGCACUUAAGCUCCACUUAGCUCUUAUUUCUUAAUUCAGUUUGCACAUAUUUGUAUCCACAUAUUAGGGAAGAGGAAUCCAUGAGAAGUAGCUGGAACUUGUAUUCUGUAUCCAUGUGAUAAUACUGAGAAUAAGCCUUAGAAGUACGAACAGGGCAAAUGACUGAACUGCUGUGUCACCCAUGGAUUACUCCUUACUAUAGGGGAUGGGAAUGUGAUAGAGGGAUAAAUGAGGGAGGGGUGGAGAUGACUGCAAAUUCAAGAAGUUUUAGAACCUAGUUAUAAUCUUUAGCUUCUGAGAUGUAGCGUUCAUUAGAGUAGUAGUGGCACAUUUUCUUUAGACAAGAUGAUUUAUAUGAAGAAACUACAUCAAAGGGGGAAGAAAGUAUAUCCAGAGGAUGGAAGCAUCACUAGGAAUCCUGUCUGAGCUUCUGGAAUGAGGCUCACAGGCCUUGAAGACCAGCACUGUUUGUCAACCUGUUGGUGCGCUCAUAAGAUAGCACACAGUCAGUUCUGAUGUUAUGUAGGAGGAACAUAUAAGUAGUAUUUUGGCAUCAGACAACACAGCCCAAAUGGGCUAUUUUUGCCCAGCUCUUUUGGAGCUUAUUUAUGUCCAGUCUCAGGGUCUAUGGACAAUAGUGGAAAACUUUAAACAUUCCUGACUUCUAGGCAACAACUUGCCACAUAAGGAGUCAGUUCUUUACCUCUCAGCUAUUCCUAGAACACCCAUGAUUUUAAGAUACUUCUAUUUGUUAAGUAUUCCUGGUUGAAAUUACUUAAGUGUCUUCCUAAUUUUAUAACCAUCUCCUCUGUCUGAGUUGUACAAUAGUGUAUUAAAAGUGCUUAAAAAAAAA